ACGUUUUGGUGAUCUUGGUGCGUUCAAGACAACUGGGAACUCUGAAAUAGCGGCAAUCAUCUUCAAGUUGGAAAGUCGGAGUUCAAGCAAGGGACCCGAGUUCCCGGCUUGGAAUUCCGAGUUGGAUGACAAUUCAAAACGAUUUUUCUCAGGCGGAGCUCGUUCCCAGUUGUCUUGAACUUACUGAAGUCGGAUACCUCCAGUUGGUUUGAACGCGGCGUAACUGCUGCGAAGGAGUCAUUGGAAAGGUCGUGCUAGACAGAAAUGUAGCUUGUCCACAUGACAAAAACGUGGGUCACUAAAACGUUUUAAAAUAUGAUGUGGUUACUUCAAGUAUGUGCCUUUUGGAUUCCGGGAUUAGAUUUUACUGUAGCAUGAUAACGUGCGCGUUCUGUUGAAUAACAUCUGAAGAAUUAAGUAGUAGAUGUUAACUUCUAGCUAAAUUCACAGAAUAACUAGCUAAUAACUAGCUAAACAUGAGUCCUGUUGCUUCAAAUCAAGAGACAGCAGCAACAAGACUUCCUGCUCCUGCUUCUUCGGAAUCCCCUGGAAGUAGCACACCUUUCUCCAUAACUGGACAUAUCCAGCAAGUCUACAGCCAUGUCAAAAUAGAGAAUUUGGUUGCAGGACUCAGUGGAGGAGUCGUGUCAACACUGGUGCUGCACCCUCUUGACCUAGUCAAAAUCAGAUUUGCAGUGAGUGAUGGGCUGGACUUGAGACCUAAAUAUAAUGGCAUUAUCCAUUGUUUGAAAUAUGUGUGGCAGCAGGAAGGGGUCCGAGGACUCUACCAAGGAGUCACCCCAAACAUCUGGGGUGCUGGGGCAUCAUGGGGACUAUACUUUUUCUUUUACAAUGCCAUCAAGGCGUACACUAAGGAAGGGCGUCAGUCUGAACUGAGUGCCACAGAACACCUGCUGUCAGCCACCCAAGCAGGUGUAUUGACUCUCACCCUAACCAACCCUAUCUGGGUGACUAAGACUCGCCUGGUGCUGCAGUAUAACGCUGAUCCCACCAGGAAACAGUAUAAAGGGAUGAUAGAUGCACUGGUGAAGAUCUACCGGCAUGAGGGGAUACCUGGACUGUACAGGGGGUAUGUUCCUGGUUUAUUUGGCACGUCACACGGGGCAUUGCAGUUCAUGGCCUAUGAGGAGUUGAAGAGAGACUACAACAAAUACAAGAAAAUGCCUUCAGAAGCUAAACUGAGUGCAUUGGAAUACAUCACAAUGGCAGCUCUAUCCAAAAUAUUUGCUGUGGCUACCACAUACCCUUACCAGGUGGUGCGGGCUCGCCUGCAGGACCAGCAUAAUAAGUACAAUGGAGUCCUGGAUGUGGUCAAGAGGACAUGGAGGAAUGAGGGAGCUGUAGGGUUCUAUAAAGGCAUGGUGCCCAACCUGAUCCGUGUCACCCCAGCCUGCUGUAUCACCUUCGUGGUCUAUGAGAACGUGUCUCGCUUCCUGAUGGGCCAGAAGUGAGAAGGACUAAGGAGAAAGCCAUGGAAGGACCACAAAUAGGAAGGGACUCAGACAGUGUAUGUGGUGCUAGAUAAGAUAAGCCAUGAACUGAAGUCUCCAGAACUGUCACAGCAGGUAACUGGACAACUGAAGUCUCCAGAACUGUCACAGCAGGUAACUGGACAACUGGAGCAGACAUAUCACCUGGAUACACCUCUGGCAGUCGAGUCAAAACAACCAUAAAGGAACUCCUAAAGCAUGUGGUGGAAUUAGAUCUUAUUACCACUAUGAAAAACUAGGACUUGUGUCUAUCGUAUACAUUUGAGGUUUGGCAUUCUCAGAGACAUGAUGUUGACAAUGCUGGUAAUUAAAGACUGGUCUCUGUCUCUAGGAUGCAUCACAGAAGAACAGACCUCACUGGAGGUACUAAUGUACCCACAAUUAGUUUUAAUUUAACUUAUGGCAUCAUACUGUAGUGCAUGUAAACCUUCAUGUUGAUUAUGUCAUAGGAAAUGAUCACAGAGACUGAUUGCACUGUUCAACAUCAUCAUUUCUUUCAGGUAAAAUAUUCUAUUCAAGUUUCAACCUUUAUGUUGCUUUUGUAUUUGUUAGCUUUUUUGUUGUUUCAGAUUCAAUUUUACAGCUGUUCUGUGUUCACGUGUCAUUUGGAAAAAGGGAUCAGCACAUGCAUUUCUUUAUGAUUUUACCUGGUCAUACAAGUGUCACGCCCUGACCUUAGAGAGACUUUUUAUUUCUCUAUUUGGUUAGGUCAGGGUGUGAUUUGGGUGGUCAUUCUAGUUUUUCUAUUUCUUUGUUGGCUGGGUAUGGUUCCCAAUCAGGCAGCUGUCUAUCGUUGUCUCUGAUUGGAGAUCAUACUUGGGCAGCCUUUUUUCCACCUUUAGUUUGUGGGAUCUUGAUUUUGUAUAGUUGCUGUGUAUCCUACAGAACUUUAUGUUCGUUUUGUAUUUUGUUGUUUUUCGGUGUUAAUUUCAAUCAAAGUAAGAUGUUCGCCUACCACGCUG
Messenger RNA from Oncorhynchus masou masou (cherry salmon), 2473 nucleotides. RefSeq names its product solute carrier family 25 member 32-like. NCBI's taxonomy places the organism in Eukaryota, Metazoa, Chordata, Actinopteri, Salmoniformes, Salmonidae. Gene Ontology annotation, biological process: nucleotide transport; folate import into mitochondrion. Gene Ontology annotation, cellular component: mitochondrion. The transcript has 7 exons. Gene Ontology annotation, molecular function: FAD transmembrane transporter activity; folic acid transmembrane transporter activity. The record is from RefSeq and is a predicted model, not a curated record. The coding region runs from base 477 to 1472 and encodes 331 amino acids.